CCGGGCAGGCCGGGCCCGCCCGCCGCGCCGUGAGCAUGGCCGGCUUCGCCGACCUGAACGUGCCGCACGGGCCGGACAAGAAGUCCCUGCAGAGCCUGCUGGAGGCCGCGGCGCACCUGGGAUAUUCUGCAGUUGCACUUAAUCAUGUCAUCGAUUUUAAAGAAAAGAAACAGGAAAUCAUCAAGCCAGUAUCCCCUUCAGAGCUGUUUCCAUCUUUACCUAUUGUACAAGGGACAUCUAAAAGAAUUAAAGUCUUGACACGGCUGACACUUGUUGUUUCUGAUCCUUCCCACUGUAAUCUCUUGAGAUCAACAUCUGCAAAUAUAAGGUUAUAUGACAUCAUAGCAGUAUUUCCAAAAACUGAGAAACUGUUCCAUAUUGCUUGCACAACAUUAGAUGUGGAUCUGGUCUGCAUAAAUGUAACUGAAAAGCUGCCAUUCUACUUCAGAAGGCCCCCUGUGAAUAUGGCAAUAGAUCGAGGCAUUUACUUUGAACUUCUUUACACGCCUGCCAUCAAAGACUCUACAAUGAGAAGAUAUACAAUUUCAAAUGCCAUCAGCCUGAUGCAGAUCUGCAAAGGAAAGAACAUAGUCAUAUCUAGUGCAGCUGAAAGGCCUCUGGAGCUCCGAGGUCCUUAUGAUGUGGCUAAUCUAGGUUUGCUGUUUGGCCUGUCAGAAGGUGAAGCAAAGGCAGCUGUAUCCACCAACUGCAGAGCAGCCAUGCUGCAUGGAGAAACUCGAAAGAGUGCCUGUGGCGUAGUGUACACGGUGAAGAAGCCUCGCAAGGUUGAGGAGGAGGAAACAGCAGUGCCAGCCUGCAAAAAAGCUAAGACUCAAGUUUGAGGACUGAACCAGUUGUCAACAGAAGCCUCCAUCUCUUCUUAGCCAGUGUUGAGUCUUCCUCCAACCUCCAACCAACCUAAUUUUUCCCUUACUACCUUGCCUAGGCUGCAGAAGAAUUAUUCUUCCAGCAUUCAAGUGAGGAAAACUGUGUGCACGAGACUGCUGAAUGAUAUUCACCACGUCUGAAAGGUCAUGCUGGGCUUCUGGCCAAGGUCAGGAGACUGACUCUUCACCUUGCCUUAGGUCUCCUGGAGUUAAUGCAAACUCAACAGAACAUUUCUAACAUGGAAAUUUCCUCUUGUAUGUGUGCAUUCCAUUUUUAUUAAAAACACACACCUUCAUUCAUAGUCUAGCUCUUCUGGUUUCUCAGGUUUUAAACACAUCUCUGUACAACUGCAAGCCAGUAGAUUAAGCUUACCUUCAAGUGGCUUGUGAAGAAGAAGAAGAAUAAUACAGUAAAAAAAUUUGCUUCCUAUUCAGUUUUGUGAUCAAUGGUAUAAUGAAGAUCCCAGGAUGUGUCAGUUGCUAGGAGGUAUUUUGGAUUUGGGUUACAGUAGGAAUGACUGACCUGACUUGCCAGAUACAUAUCCCAAAGGCCAUCUGUGUCCUCAGCACUUAAAACCAAACAGUACAGUGAGAUGUUUGCCAGAGGUGGGAAGGAAGAGCCCAAGGUUACACUGAGGUUACAAUGUGUGCUCAGCAAGGGUUGUUGCAGUGUAGGAGCUGUCUCACCUAGACCUGAGCAGCCUCCACCUCACAUCAUCUUUACUGCACUAUUUCCUUCUUUACUUCCUGCUCUGGAAUUGUUAUCUAUGCACAUGUUCAUUUUGCUGUCUCUUGCUUUUCUGUUUUCCCUCUUUUUAAUGCCUCGGUAAAGCUAAUCUGGCUGCCAAAGAACCAGUCAAACAGAUAUAAUCAGCAGAGCUUUUUCAGAGCUCUUCCAAAUGUUGUCUGAAGUUUUUCUUUUCAUUAAAUGAAUAUAAAAAUCAUAUAAGCUACUGUAUGGAGAUACUGUUGAGCCCUUUUUUCUGUGAGUGUUCCAGUGCCUACUGCAAGUUGAAAAGUGGAAGUUUUAACAUGUAAAAUAUACUGCAGAAAUCCUGCAGUGGGUCAUUUCUGAGCUCUUGGUAACUGAAUUGAGCAGAAUUAAUGAAGUUCUCAUGGAUUUAAGAGCUUUUGCUUCAUACAACAAAUAUGAAGUAUGUUUCCUGUAUGUUAUUACUUGCUUUGUGACUUGAGUCC
Messenger RNA from Ficedula albicollis (Collared flycatcher), 2084 nucleotides. RefSeq names its product ribonuclease P/MRP subunit p30 (gene RPP30). Bases 36 to 842 code for a protein of 268 amino acids. The transcript has 11 exons. Gene Ontology annotation, molecular function: RNA binding; structural constituent of ribosome. Lineage: Eukaryota; Metazoa; Chordata; Aves; Passeriformes; Muscicapidae. The record is from RefSeq and is a predicted model, not a curated record. Gene Ontology annotation, biological process: tRNA processing; translation. Gene Ontology annotation, cellular component: ribosome; nucleolar ribonuclease P complex.